AUACCUGUUUUAGACUUGUUGCACUUCCUCGUUGGUGUUUAGUCAACAUUAGGCUCAUGAAAUGUCGAACAGAAAGAUGGUGCUCGGCAGAGAGGUCUGUCUGAUCAUUUUCCUUGUAUUCACCACAAUCAGAUCUGAAGAAAACCUCGCUUUGUCAAAGGCAGCUUCACAAAGUAGUGAUAUUGGCAAUGGUAGAUGGCCGGCAAGUGGGGCUGUGGACGGAUGUGAAGAGACAGAUGUAUUCUCUGAUUGUUGUUCACACACAGAUAUUCGUGUUUCGAAGACGGCUUGGUGGCGCGUCGAUCUUGGACAAAUCAGUACCAUCGACACAAUCAGAAUAGUUUACAGAGACAAUUUUCAGCAAAGAUUGGCCGGAUACCAGCUGUAUGUAUCCAAUACCACCACUUUACCAACAGACGGUGUCCUCUGUUAUGAAGACACUAGUAGCACUAACAGUUCAGUACAGCUGGUGGUGACACACCAGUGCCCGUAUGUAGGUCGGUAUGUGACCGUGUACAACUAUAGAAACAACCCAAAACGAUACAACUGGUAUAGUGAUGAUGCACUAUUGGAGCUUUGUGAGGUUCAAGUGUUUGGUUGUCCAGUAGGGAUGUACGGUAAUGGUGAUUGUAAUCAAGUAUGUCCGGCAAGUUGUUACGGAAGAAACUGUAACUCUAAAACGGGUUCUUGCAUUUAUUGCAUUCAAGGAAAAUACGGCAAUACAUGUGAAAACGACUGCUCUACCAAUUGUAAGGACAGCUUGUGCAGUAACGAAUCUGGAUUUUGUUUUGAAUGCAUUCAUGGAAAGUUCGGUAAUGCUUGCGAUCAAGUCUGUUCAGUGAGCUGUAAGGAAGGGUUUUGUGCCAAAGACACCGGUUACUGUCAUGGAUGCGUUGACGGGAAGUUCGGCAAUUCCUGUGGACAACAAUGUUCUGUAAACUGUAAGGACAGGUUAUGUGCCAAAUACACCGGUUAUUGUAAUAAUGAAUGCAUCAUUGGGAAGCACGGAGAAAAUUGUGAUCAGGAUUGUUCCGUAAACUGUCGGGACAGGUGUACAAGAGACAACGCCACAUGCAUAGAAUGUAUUACCGGAAAACACGGAGAAACGUGUGAUAAAGACUGUCCGAUGAACUGCGAAAACAAUGUUUGUGUCCGGACUACUGGGCUAUGUAAUGGGUGUAUUGCUGGGAGGUAUGGUGUAACAUGUUCCUUGACUUGCCCCGUGACGUGUAAAGACUUCAUUUGUAAUCAACAAACAGGUCACUGUUUAGAUUGCUAUCCCGGAAAGUAUGGAGUGGUGUGUGGUGCUGAUUGUCCGGACAAGUGUACCGACAACAUCUGUAGUAAAGACAAUGGACGCUGUCUAACCACUGGUUCACGUAACACAGAGCAGUCCUCAGCCGAUUCUAAUAUGAUAAUAAUAGCUGUUUUGGCUACUGUUUGUGGGCUGCAGUUAGCGGCGUUGAUCACUACAGUAAUAUACCACCUACGAUACAGACAAAAGAGAAAGAACUCGUCAAAUACGGGUACAGACAUUAAGGAGGAACAAUCCGUCCCGGACACGGGGUAUACGUCUAUUUCACCUCGUCAAGAAGAAACGUCCCACGUCUAUGAAAUGGUUGUCACCUAAUACGCCAGACAACUUCAUCAAGUCAAGAUAAUAAAGAAUCAUAAAAGAUCAUUCAAACUCAGCUGUGGAUAAUUCAUCAGUAAAGGGAAUUAUAUUGCCUCAGUUGAUUUUAAAACAGGUAGAACACGAAAUGAUUAAAUGCUUUUUACAUGGAACGUCUGCUAUAAGGCAUUUUACAAUGACUGUUUUAUGAGAUAUGUUUUCUUUAUAUACAAAUUCGAAAAUAUGGGAUAUGAGUGUUUAUUAAGAAAUUAAUUUUAAUUGUUUUUCUAAUGCACAAAUUCUUGAAUAUACUUACUGACAUGCCCAAUUCUGAAAAAUAUGGCACAAGUGUUAGAAAAGUAAACAUAGCCAGUUACUCGACAUAAUACCUUUAAUAAAGUAUAUAUAUCUGUAAUCUAUACAACAUUUGGAAUUUACAGCUCUGAAGGAUCAGUAAACUUAUUUUCUAUGUUUCUCAGACCUGUUAAUACCAUGAAAACCACUUACAAAAAUCCUUUAAAAUUGCCAAAUAUCACGAUAUAUGAUCCAAAAUGACAAAUUUCUUUACACAUGUUCUUUUUUUGAAACCUUUUUGAAAUUAACUAUUUCUAUCUCAAAGACGGAAUUAACCUUGUUUUGACAUAUGUUGUAAAUCCGAAACCAAUUUAUUUAGUUUAGUCUUAUCAAAUGUGAAGCUUGUAUGUACCACUUCAAAAUGAAUAUACGACAUAAAAUGAG
Messenger RNA from Pecten maximus, 2350 nucleotides. RefSeq names its product multiple epidermal growth factor-like domains protein 10. The transcript is spliced from 15 exons. Bases 62 to 1630 code for a protein of 522 amino acids. Lineage: Eukaryota; Metazoa; Mollusca; Bivalvia; Pectinida; Pectinidae. The record is from RefSeq and is a predicted model, not a curated record. Gene Ontology annotation, molecular function: scavenger receptor activity.